This is a messenger RNA of Daldinia caldariorum, 4889 nucleotides long. RefSeq names its product ABC transporter ABCl1. The record is from RefSeq and is a predicted model, not a curated record. Gene Ontology annotation, molecular function: ATP binding; ABC-type transporter activity; ATP hydrolysis activity. The transcript has 3 exons. NCBI's taxonomy places the organism in Eukaryota, Fungi, Ascomycota, Sordariomycetes, Xylariales, Hypoxylaceae. Bases 212 to 4729 code for a protein of 1505 amino acids. Gene Ontology annotation, cellular component: membrane. Gene Ontology annotation, biological process: transmembrane transport.
CAGCAGCUUUACAACUUUUACGACUUUUAUAACCUUUAUCUCCGUUAUAAUUAAUAUCCGAAAUAAUUAUAUCCGCACCCACCCGGCAUAUCCUAUCGCGACUCAAAUAGGACUCGAUUAAAUAGGAAGUCAAUUGUGAAUAUAAAAGUUGUCUAUCAUCAGGAGGACAACUUUGCGAUUCUGUUGGUGGAAUUCCGCCGUGGUCUAAUAUAUGUCCUUCGUGGGCAACCCCUUUAACAACAACUACGACCGCACGGCUCAAGCGUCAGGGGUACCCGCAAUGUCAAGUGAUCACCACGGCGAAGUUGAGGAGAGGGGGCCGCCGUCGUCCCCGCCUCGCAACUAUAUGGAAAAGGAGGGCACAGCUGACUCUAGCAUCGCGACUCAGGUUGAAGAUGAUUCCGAGUUGGAGCGACGGGAGUCUAUAGUACAUGAGCUUGCUCGCAGAUAUACCACGCAAUCAAACGCAACUGGAGCAGCUGGACACAACCCCUACCUGGAUGAUUCUAAGGAUUCACCUACGAAUCCCCACUCCCCUAAUUUCAAUGCCCGCGCGUGGGCCAAGGCCAUCGUUCGGAUGGCCGAUCACUCGGGUAUACAGUUCCGGACAUCGGGUAUCGCUUUUCAGAACCUCAAUGUACACGGUUUCGGAGCCGCGACGGAUUACCAGAAAGACGUCGCCAAUAUCUGGUUAGAAGGUGUCGAACUCGUUCGCAAGGUUCUUGGUGUAGGCCAGACCAAGAUCGACAUUUUGCGCAACUUCGAUGGUGUCGUUCAUAAGGGGGAGAUGCUUGUAGUACUUGGCCCCCCCGGCUCGGGUUGUUCGACGUUCCUGAAGACGAUCGCCGGUGAGACCAACGGUAUUUACGUGGGAGAGGGUUCGUACUUCAACUACCAAGGAUUGACUGCGGAGGAGAUGCAUAAGAACCAUCGUGGUGAGGCUAUCUACACGGCAGAAGUCGACGUUCACUUCCCCAUGUUAACUGUCGGUGAUACCUUGACGUUCGCGGCUUCGGCUCGUGCUCCGCGUCACUUGCCGGCUGGUGUUGACAAGAACACCUACGUCCAGCAUUUGAGGGACGUUACCAUGGCCAUGUUCGGUAUUUCUCAUACCGUCAAUACUCGCGUUGGUAACGAGUACGUCCGUGGUGUAUCCGGAGGUGAGCGUAAGCGUGUCACCAUCUCCGAGGCUGCUCUCAGCCGAGCGCCGUUGCAAUGCUGGGAUAACAGUACUCGAGGUUUGGACAGCGCCAACGCCGUGGAAUUUUGCAAGACUCUCCGGACCGAGACCGAACUAUUCGGAACUACUGCUUGCGUCUCGAUCUACCAGGCUCCCCAGUCGGCUUACGAUUACUUCGACAAGGCUCUUGUCCUAUACGAGGGUCGACAGAUCUUCUUCGGUCGGGCGGACGAGGCUAAGCAGUACUUUGUCAACCUCGGUUUCGAAUGUCCUGCUCGCCAGACGACUCCCGACUUCUUGACGUCUAUGACUAGUCCCGGCGAGCGUGUCGUGCGACCCGGAUUCGAGGGCAGAGUUCCGCGAACGCCGGACGAAUUUGCGAAGGCCUGGAAGGAGAGCGCCAACUACGAAGCUUUGCAGGCCGAGAUCGAGCAGUAUAAGCAAGAACACCCCUUGAACGGUCCUGAUGCGGAAGCCUUCCGUGCUUCGAAGAGGGCGCAGCAAGCUGCCGGUCAACGACCCAAGUCUCCUUACACCAUGUCAUUCUAUCAGCAAAUCAUGCUAUGUCUGUGGCGUGGUUGGCAACGUCUCAUCGGCGACCCUAGUUUGACUAUUGGAUCGCUCAUCGGCAACUUCGUCAUGGCUCUGAUCAUCGGUAGCGUGUUCUACAAUAUGCAACCGAAUACUUCUAGUUUCUACCAACGUGGUGCGCUCCUAUUCUUCGCCUGUCUUAUGAACGCCUUCUCUAGUGCUUUAGAAAUUCUCACUCUUUAUGCGCAACGUCCCAUCGUCGAGAAGCACAGUCGUUAUGCUCUAUACCGUCCUUCGGCAGAGGCCGUCGCCUCUAUGCUUGUCGAUAUGCCGUACAAGAUUGCCAAUUCGAUCGUCUUCAAUCUGGUUUUGUACUUCAUCACCAACUUGAGACGUGAACCGGGUGCAUUCUUCUUCUACCUGCUGUUCGUGUUCUUUACGGUUAUGACAAUGAGUAUGAUCUUCCGUACGAUCGGUUCGGCUUCGCGUACUCUGUCGCAAGCCAUGGUGCCGGCUGCUCUGUUGAUUCUUGAUCUCGUCAUCUUCACCGGUUUCGUCAUCCCUAUCGACUAUAUGCUUGGAUGGUGCCGCUGGCUCAAUUACCUGGAUCCCUUGGCAUACGCAUUCGAGUCUCUCAUCGUAAAUGAAUUCCAUAACCGCGAAUUCGAAUGCGACCAAUAUGUGCCGAGCCCCCAAGUCCCAGGCUACGGCGACUUUGACAACGUGAACCGCGCUUGCAGUACCCCUGGUAGUGAAGCCGGAAGAGCAACUGUUAACGGUGACGCGUACAUAGGCUCGGCGUUCCGAUACAGCAAUGCGCAUCGCUGGCGUAACUUCGGUAUCUUGAUCGGUUUCAUGCUCUUCUUCUUGGCUACCUACAUGAUUGCUGCCGAAUUCGUAUCAGAGAAGAAGUCCAAGGGUGAGGUCCUGGUUUUCCGACGUGGUCACAAGCCCGCCCAAUUCAAGGAGAAGAAGCAUGACAUCGAGGAUGGCGAAGGCCCUCGCGUCGGUCCUAUUGCGACAAAUGCUAGUCGUCCUCACGGCUCUGGCGAGAAGGGAGGUGCCCUGAUGGAGCAGUCUAGCGUUUUCCACUGGAAGAACGUAUGCUACGAUAUCAAGAUCAAGGGAGAACCUCGACGAAUCCUGGAUCAUGUCGACGGCUGGGUCAAACCUGGUACUCUAACCGCGCUUAUGGGUGUCUCAGGUGCGGGAAAAACAACUCUCCUGGACACUCUGGCUGAUCGUAUUACUAUGGGUGUUAUAACUGGUGAUAUGCUGGUUGAUGGCCAUCCUCGCGAUCAUUCGUUCCAACGAAAAACGGGUUACGUUCAACAGCAAGAUCUCCACUUGUCCACUACUACCGUUCGCGAGGCUCUCAACUUCUCCGCUCUCCUUCGUCAGCCUGCUGACGUCCCGCGCGCCGAGAAGCUCGCGUACGUCGACGAAGUGAUCAAGCUUUUGGAUAUGGAAGAGUACGCGGACGCGGUCGUCGGUGUUCUAGGCGAGGGUCUCAACGUCGAACAGCGCAAACGUCUCACAAUCGGUGUCGAACUCGCUGCUAAGCCUCCUCUACUCCUUUUCGUUGACGAACCUACCUCCGGUCUUGACUCCCAAACCUCUUGGGCUAUUUUGGAUCUUCUUGAGAAGCUCACCAAGAGCGGACAAGCUAUUCUCUGCACCAUUCAUCAGCCUUCGGCCAUGUUGUUCCAGCGCUUCGAUCGUCUGCUCUUCCUUGCCAAGGGUGGAAAAACUGUUUACUUUGGCGACAUCGGAGAGAACUCCAAGACCCUGACGAACUACUUCGAACGUAACGGUGCCCCGGCUUGUCCUGAAGAUGCUAACCCUGCAGAGUGGAUGCUUGACGCCAUUGGUGCGGCCCCCGGCAGUUCGACUGAUAUUGACUGGUUCCAGACGUGGCGUAACAGCCCCGAAUACAAAGAGGUGCAGGCUGAGCUUCAACGACUCGAGGACAACGCGCGACAUGAGCCGACCCCUGAGGAAGACCCGCAGUCCUACCGCGAGCACGCCGCUGACUUCGGUACUCAGUUCUGGGAGGUCACGUCCCGCGUGUUCCAGCAAUACUGGCGAACUCCGUCUUACAUCUACUCCAAGGCAUGCCUCUGUAUUCUCGUUUCGCUCUUCAUCGGCUUCGUCUUCUUCAGAGCACCCAACACGAUCCAGGGUCUCCAAAACCAAAUGUUCGCUAUCUUCCAGAUCUUCACCAUCUUCGGCCAGCUUGUUCAACAAACGAUGCCUCAUUUCGUCGUCCAAAGAUCUCUUUACGAGGUGCGCGAGCGUCCGUCUAAAGUUUACGGAUGGAAGGUCUUCAUGCUUUCGCAGAUCGUGGUCGAGCUUCCGUGGAAUACUCUAAUGGCUGUCUUUAUGUUCUUCUGCUGGUAUUACCCCGUCGGACUUCACCACAAUGCUGCAGCUGCCGGUCAGACCACCGAGCGCGGUGCUCUAAUGUUCUUACUCCUGUGGGCCUUCCUUCUGUUCACUUCGACAUUUACCGACAUGAUCAUCGCUGGUUUCGAGACGGCUGAGGGUGGCAGCAACAUUGCCAACUUGAUGUUUAUGCUCUGCUUGAUCUUCUGUGGUGCUUUGGCCAGUCCCGAUACCUUCCCUCGCUUUUGGAUUUUCAUGUACCGUGUCAGUCCGUUUACGUAUCUGAUAUCGGCUAUGUUAUCGACGGCGGUGGCGAAUACCAAUGUCAAUUGCGCGGAGAACGAAUUUGUACACUUCGAUCCACCUAGUGGUCAAACCUGUCUUGAAUACUUGCAGCCUUACGCCAAUGCGACUUUCGGUUAUAUCCAAGAGGGUACCGAAAAUCGCACGUCAGACUGCAGCUACUGCACCGUCUCGAAUACCAACGCGUACUUGGCAGGUUCUAAAGUGUACUAUGGACCGAUGGCGCAACUUUGGUAUCCUAUGGGCAUACAUCAUAUUCAAUAUCUUCGGCGCUCUGUUCGUAUACUGGCUCGCGCGUGUGCCCAAGGCCCAGAAGAACAAGAAAGCUAAGAAGGAGUAAAGUAGAGAUGAAGGAAACGUAGGAAAUGUGGAUGAGUAGAUAUAGAUGUCACGCUAUACGGAUUUUCUUUUCUAACUAGGUUGAGACUCAUGUCUUGGUAGACAGAUCUCCUUUUUUUCCUUCUAUCACACUUUAAAUUUGCAUCACACG